Molecule: messenger RNA, 1248 nt
Organism: Microsporum canis CBS 113480
Lineage: Eukaryota; Fungi; Ascomycota; Eurotiomycetes; Onygenales; Arthrodermataceae
Product: glyoxal oxidase
Exons: 2
Coding region: 1-1248 (415 amino acids)
Source: RefSeq, a predicted model, not a curated record
AUGAAGACCGUCUUGAAGACGACAACUCGCUUCAAGACCAUCAUAGUACAAGGGAGAUACCAUACCAUGAUGAGAAGAUUCCUCCUGGCUCUGCUUGUCUGCACGGCAGAGGCGCACAUCGUCUUCAAGCAUGCGCCGCUCUCCUGCGACCCCAUUCUCCCAGCGUUCCAAGGAUGUCUGCGAGGCCAGCGGUGCUCUCGAUAUGGACAAUGCGAGAGCAGUCAUCGUCCAGAGGAUGAGAUACAGCCUCCUCAGUCUAUGCCAAGCGGGAGAGUCAUGGUAGAGGGUACUCUACUGCCAGACGGUACAAUUGUCUGGUUGAACGGAUGCAACCGUGGUGCGCAAGGGUUUGGCAUCGCAAAGGACCCAGUAUACGAUCCCUGGAUAUACAACCCGCACGCUUCCCACGUUGAGCGCUGGGCUGUUGGUGGAUCGAGUAGUAUUGCUCGCAUGUACCACUCAGUCGCUCUCCUCCUGCUGGAUGGAACAGUAAUGGUGGCAGGCUCAAAUCCGGUGGAGCAGCCGGUCCUUGUUCCGAACCUAAAGGAUCCUAAAACCGCAUACGUGACUGAGUUCCGAGUUGAGAUCUAUACCCCUCACUACCUCAGCGGCAAUAAAGCGACCCAGCGGCCUUUUGACGUAAUCCUCUCUUCCAGGCACCUGGUGUCGAACGGUGGAAUCUUUACGAUCAAAUUCAGCGUUCACAAGGAGGCCAUCGAUCUCCACAUCGUUCUCUACCAAGGUGGUUUCGUCACGCACUCGUUGCACAUGGGCCAUCGAAUGCUUUACCUAGACUACAAAGGCUGGAAGGCGGGUGAAAUUGAUCAAGUUAUUGAUGUUACCAUGCCUCCAGACUCUAACGUUGCGCCUCCUGGGGCUUACGUAGUUUACGUUGUCGUGGACGGGGUACCAAGUAUGGGGCAGUUUGUCAUGGUAGGAAACCCUGUCCAGAGCGAUAAAGGGAAGCAUGGAGACAAGGUCAGUGCAACGGAAGCAGAUGCCCAGGAGGAGCAGAAGAGCAAGCAGAGCGAGAAGGAUAAGGUGGGUAAAAACAUUGUUGGGCCAAAGGACGACCAGAAAAUCGGGAACGGGCCGAAGGACGACAAAGGAAAGGGGGAGAAGGCCGACGAAAUUGGUGAUAAAAAAGCUACAGGUGAUAAAGAGAGCCAAGACAAGGACAAGCAGGGUGAUGACGGCAAGGAAGAUGGAGAAAAGGACGAACAGGAGAGUAAAGGUGAACCAAAAUAA